This is a messenger RNA of Pezoporus flaviventris, 1026 nucleotides long. Its product is annotated as maestro heat-like repeat-containing protein family member 9. Gene Ontology annotation, cellular component: cytoplasm. The transcript is spliced from 5 exons. Bases 1 to 1026 code for a protein of 341 amino acids. NCBI's taxonomy places the organism in Eukaryota, Metazoa, Chordata, Aves, Psittaciformes, Psittacidae. The record is from RefSeq and is a predicted model, not a curated record.
AUGGGGGUGACGGGGCUCAUGCUGUUCCUGAGCAGGGGCCAGGCAAAGGCCCCAGCGAGCUCGGCUUCCCCGCAGGACCCUGAGCCCCACCACUGGUCUCCUCCCAGCACGGCCUGGCUCUGCGUCCCGCGCUCGCUGCACAGCCAGGAUGCUCUAGGUGACAAGUCCUCCCUCUCCUUCAUCCCACAGAUGUUUACAAAGUACCUCCAGCCCUCUGAGAGGUCAGAUAUCAUCCUCAUGGCCGUGAAGACCUUGACAAAUCCAGGGGUCUACAGCAUCGGCACGGCUGCCCACAUGGUGGACAUCCUUGUGACAGACAGUGACUUCCAGAGAGGGCAGGUGCUGAACAUCACGUGGGCCAUUUACAGAAACCUGCCCUCCGUCAGCACAGAAAUAGCCGGCAACAGCCUGAAGACGGCCCUGCUGAUGCUGACACAAAAAAACCCCGGAGAGGUGGUGGCCAGCAUGCUGCAGUGCUCGCCAACGUGCAGCAGUGGCGCCAUGGCCAUGUGGAAGACGAUGCUCUCUAAGCCCAAAGCUGCAAGGAAGGUGCUGGAGGAGCUGCUCAGGACAAUGAUGAAUCAGUCGCUGCGCAAGGUCUCCGCCACCACCAUGGACAACCCGCGCAUGCUGUCCCUGGCCGCAUGCAGGACGAUACACAAAAUCCUCGAGCAGUCCCUCUGCCCAAAGGAGGUGGAGGAGGUUUUCCCUAAGCUUUUCCUUGCACUGCUGUUCCAAGUGUCAUUCACGACAGAGCUGAAGCAAAAGGAAAUACUCAUUUGCUGGAAGGAGUACCAGCAGGAUCAGCUCACUCCCAUCAGGUCAGCAGUGCAGUCCAUGAGAGUGUUGCUCCGCACCAUGGGCUUUCAGAUCAGGGAGCUGGUCAUCGAGGAGCAGGGUGGCUGGGCCAAGCUGCUCCAUGUCGAGCACCACCUCGAGGGAGUGCGCAUCGUGGCCAGGCGAGAGCCCCUUCUCCCCGCUCCUCGGGCACCGCGCACCCCGCAGCACCCACUCCCUUGGGGCUGA